AAUAUGGAAGUAACACGGGUGAUUUGUUUUUUCUUUGUUUCGUUGAGUCGCCGUUUCCUCCAAAUUUAAACUCCGACAGUGAAGCCAAUGUAGCCGAGUUACGGACGGUAGCCAUUUAUUUCGACUUUUUUUUUUUACUCCCGCGGAUACGCCGUUCUACUUAAAGAUUAGUGUUUAGAACAGUGGACGGGAUGCGUAUAGAGUCAAUAAAUUCCUUCCCACCUAGAGAGUUACCGAUCGCGCGUCACUACCAACAACAGAAUUAGAAAGUCAGCUCUAGGCGUGACCAGACUGUAUCGAUCGUUACGAUCGAUUCUCGAGUACAGUCUAAGCCAUUUCUAUCUGGCAUGUCGUCCUGCACCCCCUUAAAAGAAAAGUGACUUGUCAAACGUUCGAGUGUAAUUAAACACUCUAUAACGUCUCUACUAAUGUAAGGUGUUCGGACAAAAUGGAAAAGUCGUGGAAAGACAUUGAGCAGAAUUUCUAUUCCGCUUGAACAAUUGCACGCAACGAUGCUGUCGACUCCAAUAAUGAGAUCGAGUGAAACGCUUUUGACCCCUCGUCCAAUCACUAAAGCUGUUUCGAAAACCAGAAAUAACCCGGAAAACAAUGCGUCGUCCAAUCGGCAUUCGCCUCAAGAACAACGAUUGACAAAAAAUCAACUAAUAGGAUGGACCGUUAUAUUAGGCAUAUCGUUUACUUUCGUGUGUACGUCGUUCGCGGCGUUACAAAAUAUUUUAAGUUCUUUGUUUAUAGAAAGUGGCAUCGGUGUUAAAUCACUAAUCUGCGUGUACGCUGUGGCUGCCAUAUCACCCCUCUACAGCCAAUUCUUCGUCAAUAGAUUAACACCCAAUUGGGUCAUUGUGGUAUCUUUCGUCAUGACGGCCCUAUAUAUCACCGUUUAUUUUUAUCCUCGUAUAUAUACCCUUACGGCCGCUGGUAUACUUUUAGGUCUACUUUUAGGCCCGCUACGCUGCGCUUCGACGUCAUUUCUGGUACAGACUGCUGGUAAAUUGACAGCUUCCUCUACAGACGUCAGCCGCGAGUUAACGAUAAGACGUCAGUUCGGGCACUUCACCAUUUUUAUCAACUCUGGUCAAGUAUGGGGUAAUUUACUGACGUCGUUGUUGCUUCACUACGGCGACGAUAUUUAUAUCUAUCCGACCGGCCCUAAACUUACUAAUGGUCCGAGUUCGGACUUCUCUCCACCUGUAAAUGUUGCCAAUCCGUCUUUAUCCCGAACAAUGGUCAAUCCGUCUUUGUGUAACGCCGAUCAUUGUAAGAAGUGGGAAGUGUUUCGAAAUUCCAUACCAUUCGCCUUCAUCGUGCCUUCUAACGUCUCUUUGAUGUUGAUAAGUGUUUAUUUAGGUUUAGCAUUUGUUGGUGUGGCUUUAGCAACUAGUCUUCUGGAUAAAUUUGACAUACGAGAAGAAGGAGCGGAGAGAGUUACAUUUGUAGAAACAGCAAAAAGUUACCUUCUCUCCUUUAUCGAUCCUCAAUUGAGAUUGGUUUUUCCACUUAUUUUCUUCUGUGGUCUGCAGUACGGUUUUAUAGUUGCCGAUUUUACAAGGUCUUACAUCAGUUGCUCUUUAGGAAUGGAAGCCGUAGGUUAUGCCUUGAUGAUAAUGGGAUUGACACAUACUUUGAGUGCUUUCCUUGUUUAUCAGGUACCUAAAUGUAUCAAUCGAUUAAUAAUUGCAUUCGUGGGGUUUUCGUUUCACGGAGGACUGCUUACAAUUUUAUGGUUAUGGAGACCUAUCAAAGAAGAUAUUGUAAUAUUCAAUAUCAUCACAGCCGUUUGGGGAGUGUGCAGCGCAAUCUGGGAGGCACUAACUACGUCUUUUAUCAUCAAGACAUCCGGCAACGAUCUCCAUCCCGCUUUGCUCUCCCAUUACAGUAUUUUGAGCCUGGCUUUGUCGUUGGCAUUUGCAUCCAGCUUUUAUCUCUGCACCGAAAUUAAAUUGUAUAUUUUAAUAUCGACGCUCAUUUUGUCUAUUGGACCAUACAGUUUGGCAGAAUAUCGUCUUCAUCAGCAAAAUAAAACUCAAGAAAGGACAGCUGUGCUGUGACAUAUAAUAAGUAAUAUCGUACGUGUUGUUUCGUGUCUUGUGAAGCACAGAAUAAACAUACAUAUCGGUCACAAUGCAAGUUUAAAUUCAUGGCAGAGAUUUUAUCGUGUUUCAUGCUGUCUUGUAAAUUUUUCUUGGUUGAAGAAAGAAAAGAUGUUGAAGAAAAAGUGUAAAUAAAUAUUCAUAAAAAUUACAUUUUCUCAAAUUUUUUCCAUUUUAAAAU
Centruroides sculpturatus (bark scorpion) is the source of this 2292-nucleotide messenger RNA. Its product is annotated as protein unc-93 homolog A-like. The record is from RefSeq and is a predicted model, not a curated record. Bases 513 to 2069 code for a protein of 518 amino acids. Gene Ontology annotation, biological process: regulation of muscle contraction; regulation of potassium ion transport. NCBI's taxonomy places the organism in Eukaryota, Metazoa, Arthropoda, Arachnida, Scorpiones, Buthidae. Gene Ontology annotation, cellular component: striated muscle dense body; plasma membrane. Gene Ontology annotation, molecular function: potassium channel regulator activity. The transcript has 4 exons.